Molecule: messenger RNA, 423 nt
Organism: Monoraphidium neglectum
Lineage: Eukaryota; Viridiplantae; Chlorophyta; Chlorophyceae; Sphaeropleales; Selenastraceae
Exons: 1
Coding region: 1-423 (140 amino acids)
Source: RefSeq, a predicted model, not a curated record
AUGCCGCCGCCGCAGCGGGCGCGCCGGCGAGGCAGCGGCUCGCAUGAGGUCUCUCAGCACGCCGUGCCAGGGACGGGCGAAUCUGAUGAAGUGGUGUUUGUAGAGGAGCGGCCAGCGCAGCGUCAGACCGUGGAUGUGAUUGACCUGGCCGGGGCGUCUGACGAUGAACCGCCCUCAUCGGUCAAGAAGCGACGGCGUCCCCCUGCGCCCCUUGACAAGCCUAGGCAGCUGCGGGCACAGCAGGCGCCAGCGGCAGCAGGGGCAGCAGCAGCAGCAGGUGCAGCGGCGGCAGAGGGGGCAGCGGCAGCAGCAGCAGCGGCAGCACCCGUCUUGAAAAUCAACUGCCCCGUCUGCCUGGAUGACAUUGAGGACGGGCAGAUGACAUCCACAACAUGCGGGUGGGUCCGGCGUUUGGGGCGCUAG